CAAAAGAAAAAAAUCCUUCUUGGCAGCUUGUAUUUUAUAUUUUUCUUCAAUGCGGUUUUGCAUUUUGUUUUCCCAAUAAUUUAAAGCAAUGUAUCGGUUGUAAAAUUUGUAGUUUUUCAUUAGUGCCAUAAUUAAAAUGCUUAAAUCAGUUUCGACUUAGGCAUUUUUAAAUUUAAAUUUAGUAUUAAGCAAAGUUUAAGCUUAUAAAAAAAAGAUAAACACAAAAACCAAAAAAAAACAAAAAACAAAAUCCCAAAAAUCUUCCUUUUUACAAGAACAAAACCAACAACAACAAGAAAUGGCCUUAAAAAUAAAUAAGUGCUGCUGUAUAAGCCUCCCAACUGCUUGUAUUACUAUAGGCGUUCUAGGUGGUUUAAUUUCUCUGUUAAAAUCUAUCGAAUGUCUUAUGCAUCUUUAUCAUCUGAAGGAUAUUAAAGAAUUCGAUGGUGAUUAUUAUGACAACAGAAUUGAUAUCUAUUAUGUACUGGUUCCUAAUAUUGUUUAUGUGAUAACAUCUGUUUUGCUCAUCAUUGGAAUAAGAAAGGAUUCACAUCUGCUAUUAUUACCAUGGCUAAUUAUCAACGUUAUUGCGCUUCUUCUCUCCGUGCCUACUGUUUUAUUUUUCUUCUACUAUUCUAGCUCCAGAGGAAGUACACGAAAUCUUCUUCAAAUCAUUGCAAUUGUUUGUGUAUUUCUUGGAAUCAUCUGCUGGUUAUGGAUAGCAGUUUAUUCACUUUUCCAAGAUAUUCGACAAAAACGAAAUGAACAACUUCCAGAAACAGAAAAAACAUUAAUGAAUUUAUAUCCUCGUUAUGAAAUUGUUCAAUUGAAUGUUUAAAUUUUGUGUUUUACAUAUUUUCUAUAUUUUUUUUUCUUUUCUACUUUUACUACGCCCAAAAAGUAUUUUUAUGUAUAAUCACUUACUAUACCUACAUAAAUACUAUAUAUAUAUAUAACUUAACAGGAAAUUUAUUGACUCAAUCAUCAAAGACUUAAGAAUGAAAUUAUAUCGAACAAAAACUUUUUAAAUUAACA
Messenger RNA from Eupeodes corollae, 1035 nucleotides. RefSeq lists its product as uncharacterized. The coding region runs from base 299 to 838 and encodes 179 amino acids. The transcript is spliced from 4 exons. NCBI's taxonomy places the organism in Eukaryota, Metazoa, Arthropoda, Insecta, Diptera, Syrphidae. The record is from RefSeq and is a predicted model, not a curated record.